AUGGGACAAUAUGGGUCGAGAUUGGAGCCAAAUGUUGAGCAGAAGAGCUUUGAGAGAUUCUCAGCUGUGACUUGUUCCGCCCAGGGCUGGAGACCAAGUAGAAAUGGAAGACAGACACAUCACACUAAUGGAACUGAACCCCGGGAAGAAUGUUCUGGCUCGACCGCCUGUGCAAUUCUCAUCGACUCGGAUCAAGUUUAUUGUUCAAACAUUGGCGAUUCGCGAGCUGUCGCUUCUAUCGCAGGCCACGUCUGUCCGCUGAGUUUCGACCACAAGCCAAAUCGAAGGGAUGAACUGAAGAGGAUCGAAUCUGGCGGAGGGUGGGUCGAGUUCAACAGAGUCAACGGUGCACUGGCCAUGUCAAGGGCUCUUGGAGACUUUUUCUUCAAACAGAAUAUUGACAGCCCACUUCACAAGCAAAUUGUCACAGCGAUACCCGAUGUGAUAAUCUGCAAGCAGAAGGAACUUGAGUUUCUCGUUCUCGCCUGCGAUGGCGUUUUCGACAUGAUGACCAAUGCUGAAGUUAUUAAAUUCGUGCGGAACAAGUUGGCACAGAAGAUCCAUCCCAAGGAGAUCUGCCAACGCUUGUUGGAAGUGUGCAUCGCCGAACAACCCUCGACCUCACUGCCUGGCUGCGACAAUGUUACAGUCACAAUUAUCUUCCCGUCUGAUCUCGCUUCCAUUUAUAAAAAAUGUGCAAAGCCAAAAAGUUCAAAGAAGCCAACUUUAGCAAUGUCCGAUUCCGAUUAUGCUGCUGCAUGCGGAGAGAAUAGCGCGUAA
Oikopleura dioica is the source of this 780-nucleotide messenger RNA. The record is from the annotation of a GenBank genome assembly. Lineage: Eukaryota; Metazoa; Chordata; Appendicularia; Copelata; Oikopleuridae.